AUGGAUGAGGAGCUGCUGGCCCUGCGAGAGCAGCUGGUGGCCGAGGCCACCUGCCCGUUGUGCCUGGAUGUGUUCGAGCAGCCCGUGCUCACGGCGUGCGGGCACAGCUUCUGCGGGCAGUGCCUGGCGGGCGUGCUGGGGGAACCCCCGCGCCCCGCCGCCUGCCCGCAGUGCCGCGCCCGGCUGGAGCCGGGCUCGCAGCGCCCCAACCGCGCCCUGGGCAACGUGGCCGGGCUGGCCCGGUCCCUGGAGGAGGUGGCGGCGCGGCCGCGGUGCCCCCAGCACGGCAAGGCCCUGGCGCUGUUCUGCGAGCCCUGCGCCGCCCUGCUCUGCGCGCCCUGCCGGGACGGGCCCGAGCACGGCCGGCACCGUGUGCGCCCCGAAGAGGCCGCCCGGGAGCUGCGGGAGACACUCCAGAAAAACCUGCUUUCUCUACAAAAGCAGAAGAAAAAAAUGAAGCGCAGAGGAGACCAGAAAAGUGGAGACCUGCAGGUGACGGUGAGGUCGGAGCUGCAGCGUGUGACUGAGACCUUUGAGGGGCUGCAGCAGUGCCUGGAGGAGCAGAAGGAGACCCUGCUGGGGCAGCUGGAGCAGAUGUCCCUGGAGCUGGUCAAUAAGAGCGAGGAAUACACGUGCAGGUUCCUCAAGGAUGUUGGCAGAAUCCUGAGCAGCUGUGAGGCAGCCAAGGCCCCGAUCCCAGAGCCAGUUUCCCCAGAGCUGCACAAGAGCAUUCAGAGCCUCACUUGGAGGAGCCAGCAGGUCGUGGACAUGGUGGAUAAAUUCAGAGGUAAAGCCCUGCUGGCUCUGUGCUGUGCUUCCCCUGGGCUUGGCCGGCAGUGGGGAAUCCUCACUGCCUGGUGCCUCUGCCUGGGGCUCAGGAGCAAAACGGCUGCUCCAGAUGGGAACCAUCCCCAGGAUGGGCUUUGCUGGAGCCUGGGGCUCCACAUCUGGCUUGCUGCCCUGCUGGGGAGCAGGACAGGUGCCACAGGAGAGACAUUCAUGCAUCUUCCUUUCCUUCUUCCAGUGAAACUGCAGAGUCAGAAAGAGUGGGGCAUAAGGGAGCAGGUGACGCUGGACCCAGAGACAGCGAAUCCUUACCUGAUCCUCUCGCGGGACUGCAAAACGGUCUGGGUAGGAGCUGGAAAAGAAAACCUCCCUGACACCCCCAAGAGGUUCACGGCCAGCCUCUGUGUCUUGGGCUCCCAGGGUUUCACGUCUGGGAGGCAUUACUGGGAGGUGGAGGUCGGGGAAGCGCGCUGCUGGGCCGUGGGGGUUGCCCUGGAGUCCGUGCCAAGGAAGGAGCCGCUCAACCUGUGCAGAUCUGAGAAGGUCUGGGUGCUGCAAGUGGACUGGAGGGGCCAGUACAGAACAGUCUGUGUGGCCCCUGAGAUGCUGGCACUCAGGGAAAAGCUCCAGAGAAUCAGGGUCUGCCUUGACUAUGAAAUGGGCCGAGUGACCUUGUACAACACAGAGGACAUGACGCAGAUCUUGCAGUUUGAGGCCACCUUCACUGAGAAAGUCUUCCCAUAUUUUUGGAUCUGCUCAGAAGAUACCCUUAUCCGGGUGUGUGACUGA
This is a messenger RNA of Camarhynchus parvulus, 1575 nucleotides long. Its product is annotated as E3 ubiquitin-protein ligase TRIM39-like. The record is from RefSeq and is a predicted model, not a curated record. Gene Ontology annotation, molecular function: zinc ion binding; protein binding. Lineage: Eukaryota; Metazoa; Chordata; Aves; Passeriformes; Thraupidae.